Molecule: messenger RNA, 1350 nt
Organism: Penicillium canariense
Lineage: Eukaryota; Fungi; Ascomycota; Eurotiomycetes; Eurotiales; Aspergillaceae
Product: M20 family metallopeptidase
Exons: 1
Coding region: 1-1350 (449 amino acids)
Molecular function (GO): hydrolase activity
Source: RefSeq, a predicted model, not a curated record
AUGAAGCUCACCUGGUAUCUUGCGGCCGCGACCGCCGUCGCUGUCACGAACGCUUCUCCGCACCCCGCAUUUGCGCAGCAGCACCCGCUCGGGGGCUUGCAAUCAGUCACUCAGGGCAGUAGCGAUGUCCUUGAGCAAUCAGGGCUGGACAAAGUGAUCAGCCGCGAUCCAUUGCUGUCUUUCCACCGGGAUCUGGUCAAUAUCGAGUCCAUCUCCGGCAACGAACACGACGUGGGCGUCUUCGUUGCGGAGUUUCUCGAGGCCAAGAACUUCACGGUGACCAAGCAGGAAGUCGCACCCGUGAAAAGGAAGGAUGGUGACGAUAAGGAGACGCCGAAGACCCGCUACAAUAUCUACGCCUACCCAUCGUCUCUCCAAGAAUCGCCCUCAAUCCUUAUCACAAGCCAUAUUGACACCGUCCCGCCGUUCAUCCCGUACUCGGCGCGCGAGCCGGAAUCCCAGAACCUGCGAUCCGACUCGAAAAACCUUGUUCUUGCUGGCCGCGGCUCCGUAGAUGCAAAGGGCAGCGUCGCAGCGCAGGUGUUCGCCGUGCUGGAGACGCUCGACGAGAACCCCGAUGCAAAGCUCGGCCUCCUCUUCGUGGUCGGCGAGGAGAUUGGUGGAGACGGCAUGAAGACAUUCUCCGAAUCGGAGCUCAAUGCUAACAGCGCCUACCACACUGUGAUCUUUGGCGAGCCUACGGAGGCUAAGCUUGUCUCCGGGCACAAGGGCAUGCUUGGCUUCGAGGUCCUAGCCCACGGCAAAGCUGCGCAUUCCGGAUACCCGUGGCUUGGAAAGAGCGCCAUCUCUGGCAUCCUACCGGCGCUGACCCGUGUGGAUCAGCUGGGUAGCAUCCCCGUCAGCGAGGGUGGACUGCCCUCGUCGCCCAAGUACGGACCGACCACCCUGAACAUCGGUACCAUCCGUGCAGGUGUUGCGACUAAUGUCGUCCCUGCUUCUGCACGCGCUGAUGUCGCUGUGCGUCUGGCGGCUGGUACGCCGGAUGAAGCGCGGGAGAUUAUCCGUCGUGCCGUGCAGGAUGCUACCCGUGACGUCGAUGCGGAAGUCGAGGUUGACUUCUCUACUCAUAACGAGUCCUACUCGCCUCAGGACUUGGACACGGAUGUUGAUGGGUUUGAUGUUAUUCCGGUCAACUACGGUACUGAUGUGCCUAACUUGAAGGUUCGCUCUGGCGUGAAGCGCUACCUGUAUGGACCGGGAAGCAUCUUCGUUGCGCAUGGUGAUAACGAGGCUCUUACUGUGCGUGAUGUCAAGGAUGCGGUCCAGGGCUUCAAGAAGCUGAUUGACGCUGGUCUGCAACGGGAACAGAAUGGCCAAACCGCGGCAUAG